Cladophialophora psammophila CBS 110553 is the source of this 1662-nucleotide messenger RNA. RefSeq lists its product as uncharacterized. Gene Ontology annotation, biological process: secondary metabolic process. The transcript is spliced from 7 exons. The coding region runs from base 1 to 1662 and encodes 553 amino acids. Gene Ontology annotation, molecular function: CoA-ligase activity. Lineage: Eukaryota; Fungi; Ascomycota; Eurotiomycetes; Chaetothyriales; Herpotrichiellaceae. The record is from RefSeq and is a predicted model, not a curated record.
AUGCCGUACGAAGGAUCGAAGCUGAGUCCGGCAAUACCCGACAACGUAACUAUAUGGACAUGGUUAUUCGAAACCACACACACAUCCCCUGGGGUCAAGCCAUCAGGAGGCUUUCGCGACGCGUCGACCGACCAAUUCCUCUCCUUCGAUGAUAUUCGACGCCUGGCAGUUCGACUGUCUAACAUAUUGUACCACAAAUACGGCCUGCGCGCAGGAGAUGGCAUUUGCGUAUUCGCGUCGAACACGAUAUGGUACCCUGUCACGAUGUUUGCGGCGGUUCGGCUGGGGGUGGUCUUCACGGGUUCUUCACCGGAAUAUGGUCCGGACGAGGCCGGCUAUAUCAUGAAGGCGUCGAGAGCCAAGCUGGUAUUCGCGGAUCAAGGCUCACUCAAAGCGGUCGCCCAAGGUUUUGACAGGGAACGAAUUGUCCUUCUCGAACCUGCCCGGUCACAGUUACAGGAUUUUGGCACUUUACCUUCGGUCAAGGGACUACUCGAAGAGGGAGACGUGGGUGGAGCUGUGGCGCCUUUCACAAUUCCUCGCGGAAGCAAAAACGACCAAAUCUGCGCGUACUUGAGUUUCACCUCUGGCACGACGAGUCGGCCCAAGGGCGUCAUGAUAUCCCACAAAAAUGUGAUUGCCCAGAUCCUGCAAAUGAAGUCGCUUGGUCGGCAGGAUCUUCCAAGAGUUUUGCUGGGAGUUCUGCCACUGUUUCACAUCACCGGACUCGUCCAGAUCUUGCAGCUGCCGAUUGUGCUCGAUCAAGAAGUCGUCUUGAUGCCAAAGUUUGACAUGAAAGGCAUGAUGGACACGAUUGCCAAAUACAAAUGCGAUGAAUUGUGGCUUGUUCCACCCCUUCUAAUCAGGCUGGUCAACGAUCCCAUCGCAGCUGGACAUGACUUGCCCUUGGUCAAGCAGUUCAACACUGGGGCCGCGCCCCUGGCCCAGGAGAUCGUAGACAAACUUGCGAAGCGAUUCCCGCACAUUGCGAUACGACAGGCAUGGGGAAUGACCGAAAGCACGAGCGCUCUUACUCUAACACCACCCGUACUGCAAACUUAUGAGAAUGCUCACACCGUAGGCGCCGUCGUCCCGGAAACGGUGCUGAAAAUUGUCGACCCAGACACCGGAAAGGAGGUCAAAGAGGGCGACAGCGGAGAGAUCUGGGCAAAAGGCCCUCAGGUAACCAUGGGUUACCUUGACAACCCAAGCGCCACGUCGGAGACAUUUGACCAAGAAGGAUUUCUCCACACGGGUGAUAUAGGCUCCAUGCUUCCGAAUGGUCUGCUUCUAGUUCAAGACAGGCUAAAAGAAAUGAUCAAGGUUAAAGGAGUAGGAGUGGCUCCAGCAGAACUGGAGGAUCUCUUACUUGGCCAUCCGCUCGUCGUGGACGUUGCUGUCAUUGGUAUUCCCGAUCCGUACUCGGGGGAAUUGCCCAAGGCAUUCGUCGUGCUCAGCGAAAAGGCGAAGCCUGAGCCUCAGACCGCACGAGAAUUGCAAGAAUUUGUGCGCCAAAAGAAAAGCCGGAGCAAGUGGCUGGGGGGUGGUGUAGAGUUCGUCGACCAGGUUCCCAAGAGUGCUUCCGGCAAGAUUCUACGGCGAAUGUUGAGAGAUCAGGAAAGAGCGCGUGCGAAGUCAUCUACUGUCAGAAGUCGGUUGUAA